AGCACGUCAUGUCGUUACGCUCGACGUGCUGCGCUUGCGGAACAGGGUGUCAGCGUCCUUUCUGCAGCUGCAUCAGCUAGGAUUUGAAACCAAAUUUAUAGGUUAACAGCCAUACUAUUAACCUUGCAUGCAAUACUAACCUCUUGAAUGUAUUGGAGAUGUCUGCGACUGACUGGUACGCGCAUAAGUCGCUGGAAAAUGGCGUGUUUUGGAUCCAGGAGCGGUUUUAUGAAUCGGGGAACAGGGCGAAUAUCUGGCUCAUACGCGGGUCCCAUCAGGACAUCGUCAUAGAUACUGGACUGGGUUUACGGAGUCUGCCUGAAUACAUCAAUAGUAAAGGGCUGCUAGGGGACGAUUCGAAGCGCAAGAACCCGCUGUUAGCCAUUGGCACGCAUGUGCAUUUUGAUCAUUCGGGUGGGCUGCAUCAGUUUCAACAGGUGGGCGUGCACAAGGCGGAGGUGGAUGCUCUGGCUAACGGUGACAACUUCGAGACCGUGACAUGGUUAUCUGACCGUGAGAUCGUGGAGGAUCCAGCGCCUGGAUGGCGAGCAAGACAGUACAAGGUGAAGGCGGUUACGCCAACACAUAUAUUACAAGAAGGCGAUGUUAUCAAUCUUGGGGACCGGCAGCUUACUGUUCUCCACAUGCCAGGCCAUUCCAGAGGCAGCAUUUGUCUCCAUGACAAGGAGAACAAAAUGCUGUUCAGUGGAGAUGUGGUCUAUGAUGGUUCCAUGAUUGAUUGGCUUCCCUACAGCCGGAUCAGCGACUACAUCCAUAGCUGCGAAAGGCUGGUUGAGAUGGUCGAUAAAGAGGAGAUUGACCAAGUCAUGCCCGGCCAUUAUAACACUUUUGGGAGCAAGCGGCUACACCGGUUAGCCUCCAACUACAUCGCUAGUGCCGGUGCCUGCCACAGAGCCUCCACCUGUGUGGUGAAGUCCAUUGCCAGCCUGGCACUUCGAGCCUCUAACUCAAGAAGUGCCUGCUAGUAGUUAUGAUAAAGACUACUAUGCAACAACAUAUGUCAUUGCAGACCUCAAUAUUGAGCACACUGAAAACACUGAGCAAUACAGUGUGCUAAUGAUAAACGGUAUACAGUUUGAUACUAUUAUUUGUGUUGAUCACGGUUCAAAAUAAUGAAAAAAAUAUGCUGCAUAAUAUCCAUUAAAUCAUCAAGAAGAACAGUAGACAUUGUCAUAUUUUAAAGGUGCUUUUUGUAAUUUUCAACGCUAAUGUGUAGAGGUAUCUGUAAGACUACUGAAAAAAACAACUAAAUUGUCGAGCAGCUCAAUAUAGCAAGGUUGUUCUUUUUUUUUUUUGUUUGUCCCCCUUCAUUCCCCACACCAGUUAAGUGCAAAUCCAGCACCACAGCCCAUUUCAUUGGUCAACUCAAUCACACAGUCACCUGUCAAAAGGUCAGACUUUACUGAUUCAUUUUAGAGUUGUGAAAAAUCAUGGAUUGAUCCAGUUGCAACAAAUGGGUAUGCUAUCUGUCAGAAUGUGCUACCAACAUUACCACUUAUUUUACAGCACAGAGGUUGUUGAAAACAGCACAAAGCUGUAUUCUGUGAAGGUGCGAGGCUUCUGAUUCAUUAGCUGCUAUAGAAUAACUAGAAGAAUAACAAUG
This is a messenger RNA of Sinocyclocheilus anshuiensis, 1624 nucleotides long. It is a transcript of the gene mblac2, whose product is annotated as metallo-beta-lactamase domain containing 2. The record is from RefSeq and is a predicted model, not a curated record. Bases 159 to 986 code for a protein of 275 amino acids. The transcript has 2 exons. Lineage: Eukaryota; Metazoa; Chordata; Actinopteri; Cypriniformes; Cyprinidae.